Molecule: messenger RNA, 889 nt
Organism: Belonocnema kinseyi
Lineage: Eukaryota; Metazoa; Arthropoda; Insecta; Hymenoptera; Cynipidae
Product: zinc finger protein 431-like
Exons: 3
Coding region: 1-711 (236 amino acids)
Biological process (GO): regulation of transcription by RNA polymerase II
Cellular component (GO): nucleus
Molecular function (GO): RNA polymerase II transcription regulatory region sequence-specific DNA binding; DNA-binding transcription factor activity, RNA polymerase II-specific
Source: RefSeq, a predicted model, not a curated record
AUGGUCGACCACCAUUCCCAAUUAUACUAUGCUGCUAAAGUGUCAUCCAAGUCCCUUAGCAAGGUGAAGCCAAGGGGUGCUCUUUCAGCAGACCAAGCAGUACAGCACAAUUUACUAUUAAAAAAUAAUCCAAAUAAUUUGGCUUGCGCAAUUCAAUACAACAUUGACGACACUUUGGAAAUCAAGGAAGAAAAUGUUGAUGAUCAAGAGACUACCAUUUCUAAAGGUAUUGAAAAUUAUGAGCCAAAAUUGCGCGUAUACAUAAAAAAGGAUAUUUUUCCUACUGACCAACUGCCGAUCCGUAAGGAAAAGAAAAUUCAGGAAUCAGAACUGGAACUGGACAGGAAGUACAAAUGCGAAAAGUGUGCCCGAACCUAUAAAAAGAAACACAGUUUAGUUACUCAUAAAAAAUUGGAAUGCGACGUUAUGCCACAGUUCAGAUGUAAAUUUUGUGACAAGCGAUUUAAACGAAAAUUCCACAUGAAGACCCAUGUAAAUCACGUGCAUCACAAGAAAAACUUAAAUAAGUCGGCAUUGCGACAUGAAUGCAACAUGUGUUCUCGAAGUUAUUUUUCGCUAAACAGUUUAAAUCGGCACAAGCGUCUAGAACACGCAUCAGUCAUACCACAUUUCAUUUGCGACUAUUGUGAACACAAAACGAAUCAGAAAAGUAGCUUGUUAAAACACAUUAUGUCACGCCAUCUGAAAUAAGAAUAAUGAAUACGAAACAUUAAACUUCACGAAAUUUCUGAUACUGAUUGAAAAACAUACCUCACAACAUCUCAAGUAAUUCAGUAAUAAACUAAGAAAAAUUUCCUUUACAUUACUUUAAAUAGUUAUAUACCUUAAGUUACUUUUUGUAAAAACUAAUACAUAAUACUCUAUUUUA